GGUGGGGUGGGCUUGGUGGGCAGGCUGUUGGUACUCUGUCAGUUUGUCCAACUUGGGUCUGCCCUUGCGUUUUGCACUGGCCAGGGCCUAUCCCCCUCUGACUGUUCCCCUAGGGCCCGGCCCAUUUAGACACCGCUAUAUUCAGCCCUGCUGGGACUGAUUACCCAGCCGGAAGUCCUCCGACCUUGUCCAGCGUCAGCAGCACACACACAUACACACACCGUUUCUCUGCUUUCCUGUUUUCUGUUAUGGACAGACCUGACGGAAACAGACGCAGGGCCUGGGUAGAACAAGCUGCCGAGGCCCAACCUGGUUAAGGACCAGCUGAGUGGCAUCUGCUCUGUGCAGGCCCCACGCCCUGCUGCUUUUCACUGACUACUGAGGCUCUGCAUGCUCAGCAGCCCCAGGGUCUGUCUGCUGCAGGUCCUUCAGUGUGUGGAUGCCAGGGAAGGAGGGGCGCCCAGCUGCCCUGCUGGGCCCUGUUCUCAGAGUAUCUGGUGGCCCUGGAUCAUGGGCCAGCCUGGAGCUAACCAGAGGGUCUUGGUAGCCAUGGGAGGUGCUCUGUGCCAGCAGGGGCCUCCUUAGGGGUGGCUGAUCUCUAAGCCUGGCCCUCCUGCCCUCCUUGCCUGGGCCAGGCUCUGUGGCUGAUCCCUUGCAUGGGACAAGCUGCCUGGUAAUCCAGCAUCCCCCACAAGGGCUAUGAUUUGCCAGGUUGGCAGGGGUUGGGGGCAAGGGAGGUGACAUCCAGCUGUCCCAGGUUGUCACCCUUGGCAAUCUUGCUUGAGCCUGGUGGGAGCCAGUGCCCAAGAACCCUGACGAGGAGCUCUGGGCCCCCCAUACCCUGUGUUCGGACCUGUCAGUUGGGGAAACGGAGGCAAGGGGCUGAAGGUGACAGGAUGACCUGGAGCCCUUCACAAAAUCAUAGUUCCCAGGCCCACCCUGAGGGAUCAGGGGCUGCCUCCCUGCUUUUUAAAAUCUGUGGUAAAUACCCAUGGCAUGAAGUGUGCCACCUCGACCGUUUCCAAGAGGGCACUAUUCACCUUGCAGCAGGCCUCAGACCUCCCUGCUUGAGGCCGAGGGGUCCCUUGUGACAGGCCACUCAUUGCUUGUCCAUCAUCCUUUCUGGACACGUGGGCUGUUGUGCUGAGUCUGUGACCUCCCAGGUGCAGCUGGGUCAUGUCCUGGGGUCCUGUCCUCUAGUCCCAGUUCUCCCGCUGGCCCUGACUUUCCCCAGUGUGCCCUGAGGUGGGUGAACAACCCCUGCCCGGCAGGGGCAGCCACCAGACCACCUUGUGGAGGUGAAAAUGUCAUGAGAUGAGAGAAGACAGGAGGGAGUUUCUAAGAGGUCUCUUUAUUCAGCAAAAACUGGUUUACUGCCCACAAGGGGCCCCAGCUGAAGACCCUGGUGUGCCCAACAUGGGGGUUGUUGAGGGAGCAGCUGGGAACACCUGGUGGGGGCGCUGAUCGGUGGUUCCUGAAGCUGCAGGGUGGGUAUGGGCCUGAGUGAUGGGUCUGGAGGCCAGGAAAGGGCUGAAAGGGUCCAGACUUUCCAGUUUGGGCCCCUGCAGGGCCUGGGUGGGGCGCUUCCUCACUCUGCCUCCCUGCAGGGCCGGCUGCCAGGCCUCAGGGUCAAGUAUGUCUUGCUGGUCUGGCUGGGCAUCUUCGCGGGCAGCUGGAUGGUGUACCUGCACUACUCGUCCUACUCCGAGCUCUGCCGCGGCCACGUCUGCCAGGUGGUGAUCUGUGACCAGUACCGCAAGGGCAUCAUCUCGGGCUCCAUCUGCCGGGACCUGUGUGAGCUGCACAAGGUGGAGUGGAGGACCUGUCUGUCCUCGGCCCCAGGCCAGCAGGUGUACAGCGGACUCUGGCAGGACAAGGAGGUGACCAUCAAGUGUGGCAUUGAGGAGGCCCUCAACUCCAAGGCCAGGUCUGAGGUGGCCCCCCGGCGGGAGCUGGUGCUGUUUGACAAGCCCACCCGGGGCACCUCCAUCAAGGAGUUCCGAGAGAUGACCCUCAGCUUCCUCAAGGCUAACCUGGGAGACCUGCCAUCCCUGCCAGCCCUAGUGGGACAGGUCCUCCUCAUGGCUGAUUUCAACAAAGACAGCAGGGUGUCCCUGGCGGAGGCCAAAUCCGUGUGGGCCCUGCUGCAGCGCAACGAGUUCCUGCUGCUGCUGUCCCUGCAGGAGAAGGAGCAUGCCUCGCGCCUGCUGGGCUGCUGUGGGGACCUCUACCUCACUGAGGGUGCCCCCCGCGGCUCCUGGCCGGCUGCGCUGCCGCCCCUAUUGCGCCCACUGCUGCCCCCCGCGCUACAGAGGGCCCUGCAGCAGUGGUUCGGGCCUGCGUGGCCCUGGCGUGCCAAGAUCGCCAUCGGCCUGCUGGAGUUUGUGGAAGACCUCUUCCACAGCUCCUACGGGACCUUCUACAUGUGUGAGACCACGCUGGCCAACGUUGGCCACACUGCCACCUACGACUUCAAGAUGGCCGACCUGCAGCAAGUGGCACCUGAGGCCGCUGUUCGCCGCUUCCUGCAGGGCCGCCACUGCGAGCAGAGUGCUGACUGCACCUACGGGCGUGACUGCAGGGCCCCCUGCGACCGGCUCAUGAGGCAGUGCAAGGGCGACCUCAUCCAGCCCAACCUGGCCAAGGUGUGCGAGCUACUGCGGGACUACCUGCUGCCUGGUGCGCCAGCUGACCUCCGGGAGGAGCUGGGCAAGCAGUUACGCACCUGCACCACACUGAGCGGGCUGGCCAGUCAGGUGGAGGCCCACCACUCGCUGGUUCUCAGCCACCUCAAGACCCUUCUUUGGAAGAAGAUCUCCAACACCAAGUACUCCUGAUGCUGAGGCCCGACCACUGCCCCCUGGCCUUCCGCAGCACCUUGCACCUAGGCCACAGCUCCUGGAGCUGGCAGCACUUAGCUCUCCAGGGGUCCCAGCAGGAAGGACUCCUGGAUGCCCCACUGCAAAACUGUCCCCGCCUCCCCCAGGGUUCUGGGCUCUCUGGGUCCCAGAAACCCAGACAGAACAUCUCUGCUCCAGCAGUAAAGGCCAGAGCUGAGGAGCACAGGAGGGCCUUAGCCUGAGGUCCAGGAGGCUUUCUGCUCUGAAUAAACGGCUCUUAUGUGA
Ictidomys tridecemlineatus (thirteen-lined ground squirrel) is the source of this 3125-nucleotide messenger RNA. Lineage: Eukaryota; Metazoa; Chordata; Mammalia; Rodentia; Sciuridae. The record is from RefSeq and is a predicted model, not a curated record.